This is a messenger RNA of Arabidopsis lyrata subsp. lyrata, 800 nucleotides long. RefSeq lists its product as uncharacterized. NCBI's taxonomy places the organism in Eukaryota, Viridiplantae, Streptophyta, Magnoliopsida, Brassicales, Brassicaceae. The record is from RefSeq and is a predicted model, not a curated record. The transcript is spliced from 4 exons. The coding region runs from base 254 to 538 and encodes 94 amino acids.
ACAGAGAGAUGAAAAAUGCUAAGAGUCAAAAAAAAAAAAGUCCACAAAACAAAAGCCUCUGCCGGAGAAGGAGGUUUUCAGGUGUUUCCCAACCAAAACGCACAAUACGACGUCGUUUAGAAGCAGAAACGACAUUUCUUUAAAGUUUCGGGUAUCACUUGAUUCUCUUACCUUCAUCAAUCAAUCAAUCUCCUGGAAACAUUUGGGAGCCUCUCAGAUCCUCAAGAAAACCCUAAAUCAGAAGUCGAGAUCGAUGGCGUCCUUCGCUCGCCGAGCCAUGAGCUUAGCUCAUCAGAUCCCAUCUGCUCGUGUUUCCCCUGGAGCUUCUUCUAUUGGUCAGCGUCGUUGUCUCGCCGGCGCCGCUGAUCACCAUGGAUCUACCAAGGUUGACUUCUGGAAACAGCCCACGAACCCAGGAAACUGGAAAGAGGAGCAUUUUGUGCUUAUUUCUCUGUCUGGCUGGGGAUUACUUUUCUACAGUGGAUACAAACUCGCCACCGGGGGAAAAAAAGAGGAGCCUGUGGAGAGUACACAAUGAGUUUCAUUGUCACUUGGAAGACCCUUUUAUGGAGAGACCUCUCAUUCUCAUGCACUUUGUUUUCCCUUUUAGCAGAUUGUGACUGGUCUUGUGUUUCCUUUUGAAAAUAAUUUGCAUCACUUUUGAGAUCUGAUGAUGUCUGCAAUGGAUGAUUCUUGAUAGUUUUGUGUUUCAUAAUAUCCUAUGUUUCAAACAGACAGGAUUUAAGCGAAAACAUUGUCUCACUCUGCGUAUGUUGAUUUAUGCUUUGGAUUUAUUUCCA